CACAAAUUUAAAACCUGUAGAACCUCAUUUACCAAAGUACCCUCGUCUAAAACUCCAAAACUCAAAUUCAAAAUUCACUCAUUCUCCAUUUUCCCAAGGCUAAAUAUGUAAAAUCACAAGUGCCAUCAUCGUCAAUAUAGAGCGCCAAAAUGUAAAACCAACAUAACCAUACACUCAAAAAACACCCCCCGAAAAUCCAAACUGAUUUUCUCAACAAUUUCUUCAGUGAAAACGACUCACUGUAAUUUUUUCCAUGGCUUCUUCCACCAUUAUUGAAGCCUGUAACAGUAGAAAGAGAUACCGAAAGCCAUUUAUUUUCGAAAAAUUCGCUGUCGGAAACUCCAUUGACGGUUUUUCAGGACCAUUUAGUGACAACAUUCGAAUGUUCCUUCAAGAAUUUGCUACUAUUGAAGAUUACACACUCUCUGGUUUUCCAAUUUGGUCUACUUGGUUGAUUUCCAAUUCAACUGGUGCCGUUUUCCCACUCUACACCAUUGAAGAAACUACUCAACUUUCUCUUCAUCCUUUCUGUGAUCACUGCAAAUUCACUGGAUGGGGGCACCAUUAUGUGUCGAAAAGAAGGUACCAUUUGAUAAUACCGGCAAAUGAGAACUGGGAAAAGCCAUUGGGAAGCGAUUCGUUUGAAAUUGGCAAUCACGUUUUGCAUGGUUUGAUUCAUUGUAAUGGUUAUGGUCAUUUGCUGUCGAUUAAUGGCGUUAAUGAGGAUUCAAAUCUGCUUUCUGGAAGUGAUUUCAUGGAUCUCUGGGAUCGUCUUUGUACAAUCCUCAAAACCAGGAAAACUUCAGUGAACGAUGUAUCAAAGAAGGGAGGCGUGGAUUUGAGGUUGCUUCAUGGUGUUGCAUAUGGCCAAUCGUGGUUUGGAAAAUGGGGUUACAGAUUUGGCUGCGGAAGCUAUGGAGUGACAGAGCAGAAAUAUGAAAUUGCUGUUCAAUUUCUAAGCUCAUUGGGGCUAGACAAAAUUUUGAAUGAUUUCAGGAAGGAUGUUCCGAAAAGGGGGAAAAUCAAGCAGAUUAUUGGUACGUACAGAGAGUUGAGUGAGGUUCCAUUGAUCACGAUCAGCGAGUUGUUGCAGUUCAUUCUUUCUAUUAAGUCUAGAGCCCCAUUUCGUAGCAAGAUGAAGCUUGAAAAUGGUGAUGAUUAUUGGUGUGAUCGCGAUACAGGAGAGAAGAACCGGCCAAUAAGUAUGGAGACAUUCGUGAAUUUGAUGGCUAAUAGUGAUUGUAGAUGGCCUGCUAGACGGCUUGAAUUUGUGCUAAUAGUGAUUGUGAAUUUUCUGAAAGAAAAUCAAGAAAAUGUUGGCAGAAAUUGUAGGAUGACCAGACAGGACUUGAGAAAUGAGGCAAGAAAAUUCAUUGGUGACACUGGCUUGAUUGAUUUUGUGCUGAAAUCCAUCAGAUGUUUUGCAUUGGGAAACCAAAUUGUUCGUCGAUCCAUCAACCCAACUACUAAGUUAUUGGAAUUCACUAUCCAUGAAACUGCUGAGGAAGAAGGAUCCAUAAGGGUUCCAUAUUUGUACAAGGAUUCUCAAUGCAGGUGGACAGAGAGAAAGGUGAAACAAGCAACAGACUUCGUUGUGAAAAUCUUGAGAGCACAAAAUGGGGAUAGUGCCAUGUCUAGGCAGGAGCUCCGUGACAAGGCUAGGGCAGCCAUCCGUGACACGGGGCUGAUUGAUUAUGUGCUCAAGUCCAUUAACAGAUCCAUGAUGGGAAACAAGAUUGUUUUUCGAUCGAAGAACCCCUCUACUAAAAGGAUUGAAUUUGCCUUUGAAGAUAUUGUUGAUGCAAACAGAGUUGAUGAGAACAUUGAGUUACAAUUAAAUAUUGAUCAAGAUCUUGUGUACUUGUAUGAAACAGUGCUUUUGAGUUACCCAGGAUCAGACUCAGUGAAUUUGGCUACUGGGGUUGUCUUGGACAGCAAGAAAUUUGUUAAAGAGUGGAAGCUUGAGGAUCAAGAAAAUCAAAUAAUAGCAUUAACAUGUAAAGUCUUGCCGAGUUUCGACGAGUUAGAGAGUGAGUUAACUCGUCCAUUGUCACCUGGUGUGGUUGUUUAUGUUCCCCCUUGGCUUACAAUAGGUGAGCUUAAGGAAGUAACACAAUUUGCACUAAGGGACACAUAUUGCAUAAUGCAAAACUUUGUAGUAACACAAAUUGGUGGUUUAAGGGGAAUAGAGAAUGAGAGGAUGCUAUCAUGCGCAGUGGGCAGAGAUGCACACGUUUGGGUGAGAGGAUGUGGGCUGGACUUGGAUACUGAAUUGAGGUAUGAAGGUGGGCCCAAAAAGUUAAAGGUAGAUUGCAUUUGUGGGGCCAGGGAUGAUGAUGGGGAGAGAAUGGUAAAUUGUGAUGCUUGUCAAGUGUGGUUUCACACAAUAUGCACUGGCAUUGAUGAUCAUGAGGAGGAGGUACCAGAAAUUUUCUUGUGUGAGAGCUGCAGAAAUUUUUAAUUUGUUAAAGAUAUAACGUAGUACAAUCUGAAUUGUCAAAUCUAGUAGAAGUAUAGAUUUAUCAAUAAUAUAAAUUGCUCUUUAUAUUCAUGAUUUAUAGCUUCACCAAUCAUAAAAGGCUUGUAAUUGAUGAGAUUGAAGUUAUAAUUACAAUGUUGAUGUCUUGUUAUUCAGCCGUGCCCAUAGAGUUUGCUAUUUUAAUUUAUCUUUCUAAUUGUAGUGCACCUUUUUAUCGUUCCAUACAUCAAAGAAGUUAAUUCUGAUUUCUAAACAAACAAAAAACUUGAAAAAUGAAAUCACAAUUACAAUGAUCGAGGAAUUAAGGCAAGGAAAGAUUACUUCUAGAUGAACAAUUUAUAGAAAUAUCAUAGAGUAAUCUUCUUCUAUGAACAACAGAACAAGAAUCGAACACCGGAGAAAGGAGACUGAACGAAAUUGAGAAAUUAGCGAUGAAGUUAGAGAGUUUGGCUGAGGA
Capsicum annuum is the source of this 2936-nucleotide messenger RNA. Its product is annotated as PHD finger protein At2g01810-like. The coding region runs from base 254 to 2461 and encodes 735 amino acids. The transcript is spliced from 3 exons. Lineage: Eukaryota; Viridiplantae; Streptophyta; Magnoliopsida; Solanales; Solanaceae. The record is from RefSeq and is a predicted model, not a curated record.